This is a messenger RNA of Chelonus insularis, 3562 nucleotides long. RefSeq lists its product as uncharacterized. The record is from RefSeq and is a predicted model, not a curated record. Lineage: Eukaryota; Metazoa; Arthropoda; Insecta; Hymenoptera; Braconidae. The transcript has 17 exons. The coding region runs from base 447 to 3008 and encodes 853 amino acids. Gene Ontology annotation, cellular component: plasma membrane.
UUAUUACAAAAACUGUUCAUUUUAUCAAGCAAAAAUAAUGAAUGUAAUUAAUUAAAUUAAUAACUUAAUUGCUAAAGUGCUUUCGAUUAUUAAAUACAUGAUGAUCGAUUAUAAUGUCAUUAAAAUAAUGAAUAUCGAAAUGAUGUGAUUAUAGUAACCAUUAAAAAAUUUGAUAGACAUCACGAGCGGCAAUGUAAUCUAUUUACAAGGUUUGAUUUACUUGUGAUGCACAGUGGAAUAAUUGAUAGAUCUAUGACGAACAAAUUUGACGAGAUAAAAUUAUUCAAGAAAAAAAAGCUAAAAAAAAAAAUAUCAAAAAUCCUGAUGGAACAAGAAGAUAUCAUAUUACUAAUGCAAAUAUGAUGCUUAAACUGAUACUACGAAAGUACAUGGCACAUUGAAAAUCGAUACAAGUACAAGAUAACGUUCAGAAAACUCGAAAACUCAUGAGAAUCAUGACUUGGGGGCUUUACUUGGGAAUUGUCUUUAGUUUGGCGUCUUACGCUUAUUCUCAAAUGACUUGGACGCCAAUCUUUGUGAGCAGUGAGAAAAGUCAAGUGGAUUUUUGGACGCAGACUGAAACUGGCUGUGCUUGCAGCUUUAACUCAUCCAGUAAAAAUUGCGCGUGUUGUGUAUUAUCUGGUGGCUGUAGUUGUGGUAUCGCUAUGCCCAAAAGAUGUGCUCAAUGCGGUUUAGAAAAAUAUUGUACAAACAUGUGCAAUAUAACGUUAGAUAGUAAAGAGCUUUUGAGAAAGUCAAAUCGGGCUUUUGGUCAAAUAAAAUCCCCAUCUGUAGAAGGACCGACUGAGUGUACUUAUAGGUUUAUCCCAGAUGUAGGUCAAAGGGUUGAAUUACAGAUCUAUCGUUUAAUCUCCAUUGGACGUCACAAUGGAAAGUCAUGCGAAGGUGGUUGGCUUGAAUUGGAAGGUGGUGCUCGAAUUUGUGGCUCUAAUGUGCGCUCCGACCCACCUGUCGUUCUUUUUUCAGACAAGUCACCAGCAACACUCUGGAUGAAAAUAAAUGAAAAUACAACGAGAUCUCAAUUUUUAGCGUACUUUAGUUUUGCAUCAAGAACAAGCACGUCGGUUGGAUGGCCGAUGAAGGGUGGGAAAGCAGUGAAUAGUACAGAAUGUGAUUGGAUCUUCGACGAUUGUUUAAAUACAGAUUGCAUACUGGCAAGUCCUUCCUAUCCAGGUCUUUAUCCUCCAAACAUCCACUGUCACUACCUCAUCAAAUCAGAUGUCAAUGUAUCAAUUGUUAUAACUUUCAACUCUCUACUGUUAGCAUAUAAAGACUUUAAUCAUUGCACUAAUGAUUACGUUGCUGUGUAUGCGGGUUCUACUACUUCAAGUACAAUGUUAAAGAAGCUUUGUAACAAUGAAAAGAUCACCGUAGUUCAUUUUGGUUCAGAAGUUCUCAUAGAAUUUAAGUCAGGUCCAGAAAUACCUCCUUUUAAUUACAAUGGAUUUUUUGCUCAAGUUACUCUCAUCCAAAUGACGACUGUGCCACCAACUACCACUUCUAUUUCUAAUACAAUUAAAACAGUUGAAGAUACGUAUGAUAAAUCCAAUCAUCACAUCAAAUAUAAUCGUAAUUUCAACGAAAUAUAUAUAAGCAAUACAACUUCAGGCUGCAAUUUAGAGAUCGAUGGAACUAUAUUACGAUCCGGCCACUAUGAUACUAGAGGAAAACACAAAUUAACUAAUUGCCGUUUUAUUUUUCGAGGUCGCCCUUUUGACACUGUUCACAUCCUUCUAACUGGUUACAAUCUUAGUUCGCCAGACUGUAAAUCAAUGAUUGAAAUAUGGGACGGAAAUUUAGCUGACGGAAAGAAUGAAAAUACCAUCAAAUCUUCAAAGAGAAUUUGUAGUCCGGCACAAAAUAUCAGACAACCACGACAAUUUCAAAAUUCUGAAAGGUACACGGAAUCAGAACAUUAUUCAUCAACUGGUAAAGAAAUGACGAUUGUUUUUAAACGUCUUGAUAAUAAAUCUGAUGAUGAACAGUUUAUGGACUUUUCUUAUUAUUUUCAUGACGAAGGCGAAGGAGGUACAUUACGACCCUCGAGUACUUGUGAUGUUGAAUAUUACGGUUUAACUUCACCGAAGCAAGGAAAACUAACCAAUCCUAUUCUCAAAUUUUUUCCUGUUUAUGAUUCUAUAGGAUGUAAACAACAUUUUAUUCCCGCUUCAAAUCAAUCAUUAAUUUUAAUUAUCGAUAAUGCCUUCACGAUUAACUCUAAUAAUCAGCAAUGUGAAACAUUGUGUGGUGACAGUGGUUGUCGUUGUGUCAGCGAUAAACUUCUUAAUGAUAUAAAUCAUCUGAAAAUAAUAUCUGAACCUAAUCAUGUAAUCAUAUGCUUAUGCGGAAAUUAUCAGAACUGGCUACCGCUCAGAGUUCGAAGUUGGAGUCCACUUUACAUUGAGUGGUUCCACUCAUCAGGAUCAAACCUGAACUUGACAGCGAAUUAUAAGUUUAUAGAAGAUACUUACUGUGGUGACCACUCAACUUCUCAACUUCAAGGGUUUGUGAGAGCAGGAGACUUGACAAAUAACGCGAUUACAAAUCAGUAUUAUCAACAAAAAUGUACUUGGUUAUUGGAAUCGAAGAUUGACCGUCAAUUGAUUAUUGAGAUGGAGUCAUUACAAGAUAGACCGUGUACUGCAUGGAAUUUAACGAUACAUGAAUAUAUAAUAAGUGAAAAUCCUAUUGGACAAAGACUUUACACAUUUUGCUCAAGAGAUAGACGAAAAAAUUUUACUCUUCCAUGGAGAAUGAAUACAGCUAUUAUUCGACUUCAAGCUUUAAGUAGAACGGCACCGCAAUAUAUUAUUAAAUGGCAAAGUAUUACAGUAGCAAGUAGCACACGAAAAAAUGAACCAUCACCUGCACCUGAUUUCGUAUUGAAUUCUUCAGUUUCUCGGUUCAAAUUUUAUCAUCAAACAUUGAUAACAUCGAAAAUUUGGACAAGUAUACACAUGAUUUUUAUAAUGUCAUUGUUUAAUUAAAUAAUAGUAAUAUGAUAAUUAAAUUAUUAUCACAAAAUUACUAAGAAGAUUAACCAGAUCACUGAAAAAUUCUUUUCAGAAAAUUAGAUACUCUAUAAAAUUGUAGAUCAGGCAAUAAAGAAUUAUGGAGAAUCAUAUAUAAAUAAGUAAAUACAUACAUAAAUAUAUAUUUGUAAAUAUUAUAAAUAGAAAAAAAAAGAAUAGUAUUUAUAGAAUUUGUACAAAAAAGCGAAAUUUGAAAAGCCUAAAAAAUAAAUAUAUUAAUUAUAAAUAGAUAGUAAUUCUAAAUUAAAUUUAGAGUCAACACUUAACAAAGAUAAAAGGAAUAAAAUUCCUUACAUGUAAUAGGUAAAAAAGUCAACUGUGUGAGAUUUCUUAAUUACUGGUAUUUUGAUAAAUAAUUUUUAGAUGUGAAUUGCAGUUUUAAAUAGAAAUGAAUUGUUUGACUACGAAAAAAAAAAUUCUAAUCUAUACCUUCGACAUAAAUAAUACUAACAGACAUACAACUACGUCUAUUACUAAAAUACAGUAUCAGUAUAAUAAAAAAAAAAAUC